Impatiens glandulifera is the source of this 1985-nucleotide messenger RNA. RefSeq names its product chaperonin CPN60-like 2, mitochondrial. The record is from RefSeq and is a predicted model, not a curated record. Gene Ontology annotation, cellular component: cytosol; mitochondrion. NCBI's taxonomy places the organism in Eukaryota, Viridiplantae, Streptophyta, Magnoliopsida, Ericales, Balsaminaceae. The transcript has 18 exons. Bases 91 to 1806 code for a protein of 571 amino acids. Gene Ontology annotation, molecular function: ATP binding; ATP-dependent protein folding chaperone. Gene Ontology annotation, biological process: protein refolding.
AAAAAAGUCUUCAAUUGGUCGUGAAGGGUUUUAAGGCUUAAACCUCUCUUGCUCGUCUCUCUCUUUCUCGACUUUGGUUCACAUUUCGGCAUGUACCGAGCAGGAGCAGCAAUCGCUUCGUCAUUGAGGUCACACUCUUCCAGGAAACAGGUUUACAGUAGAAUUGUUGGUAACAGAAAUUAUGUUGCAAAGGAUAUUAAUUUCGGAACUGGGGCACGUGCAAGUAUGUUACAGGGCGUUAACGAGCUUGCAGAUGCUGUGAAGGUCACAAUGGGACCGAAGGGUCGCAAUGUAGUUAUCGAGACAUCCCACGGUGGUCCUAAGGUUACAAAGGACGGAGUUACAGUGGCAAAGAGUAUAAAUUUUUCAGAGAAAACAAAAAAUGUUGGUGCUGAUCUUGUAAAGCAGGUGGCAAAGGCAACUAAUACUGUGGCCGGAGAUGGUACCACUUGUGCCACAGUGCUGACUCAAGCAAUAUUCUCAGAAGGCUGCAAGGCUGUGGCUGCUGGAGUAAAUGUUAUGGAUUUACGAGCUGGUAUAAACAUGGCAGUUGAAGCAGUUAUAGAUGAGUUGAAGAAAAAAGCAUUAAUGAUAAGCACGCCCCAAGAGAUAACACAGGUAGCCACUAUCUCUGCCAACGGUGAGCGUGAAAUUGGGGAAUUGAUAGCAAGGGCGAUGGAGAAAGUUGGAAGAGAAGGAGUUAUCACUAUUGCAGACGGCAAUACUUUGGAUGAUGAAUUGGAUGUGGUGGAAGGGAUGAAGCUGGGUAGAGGCUACAUAUCUCCUUAUUUUGUUACUGAUGAGAAGACUCAGAAAUGUGAACUUGACAAUCCUUUGAUCCUUAUCCAUGACAAAAAAAUUUCGGACAUGAACGCACUUGUUAGGAUAUUAGAGAUGUCUUUGAAGAGAAACAGACCCCUACUUGUUGUUGCCGAGGAUUUGGAGAGUGAUUCACUAGCAAUGCUUAUUAUUAACAAGCACCGUGCCCAGGUUAAGGUUUGCGCCAUUAAGGCUCCUGGUUUUGGGGACAACAGGAGAGCUAACUUGGAGGAUCUUGCUAUUCUCACUGGAGGAGAGGUUAUCACGGAAGAACGUGGUCACCAUCUGGAUAAGGUUACAAUUGAUAUGCUUGGUACUGCUAAAAAGGUCACCGUUUCUAUUGAUGAUACCAUAAUUCUACAUGGUGGUGGGGAUAAAAAGCUUAUUGAAGAAAGAUGUGAGCAGUUAAGGGAAGUCAAGGAGAAGAGUACUGCCGUAUUUGACAAGGAAAAAGCACAAGAGCGGCUGUCAAAACUUUCUGGGGGUGUAGCAGUUUUCAAGGUUGGAGGGGCUAGUGAGGCAGAAGUUGGGGAAAGGAAAGACAGAGUUACUGAUGCUUUAAAUGCCACAAGAGCUGCCAUUGAAGAGGGUAUUGUUCCAGGUGGUGGUGUGGCCCUUCUGUAUGCCACCAAAGUACUGAAGGACCUCCAGACUUCGAACGGAGACCAGAAGCUAGGUGUCCAGAUAAUCGAGAACGCUCUAAAGGCGCCCACCUACACAAUUGUAUCUAAUGCUGGGGCUGAUGGUAGCUUAGUUCUUGGGAAGCUAUUAGAACAAGAUGAUCCUAAUUUUGGUUAUGACGCCAGUCAAGGGAAAUAUGUAAACAUGUUGAGUGCUGGAAUUAUAGAUCCACUUAAAGUUAUUAGGACAGCUCUAGUUGAUGCUUCGAGUGUAUCGAUACUGCUGACGACUACGGAGGUUGCAAUUGUUGACCGUGCUGGGCAGAAGAACCCCCUUGCAAAUCGAAUGCCAAACAUGGGUUACUGAUUCUGGAGAAAAUAUAUUUUGUAACAACAUUCAUUCAUAAUAGAGAAAAAUCAAACCAAACAUUUUAAAUGUGAGUUUUUUUUUUUCCCUCAAGAGGAACUUAUUUUUGUAUGUUUGUUACACUUUAUGGAUACUUAAAUAUAAUAAUAGUAUUAUACAUUUCUAGCUUGUUUUAAUCA